AUGGACGAGGAAAUUCAACAACUAGCAAGACCAGCACUUGACACACAAUAUUCAUUUGUGCAUUUUGUUUCUCUCUCGAUUUGCCAUUUACCUUUCGCAGAGAACGAUGAGUUACCCAUGGUUGCUUGCGACCGUUGUUUUGUUUGGCAGCAUAUGGAAUGCACUGAUUACAAGGAGGAAGUAAAUUCAGCAUAUCUUUGUGAACAAUGUGCCCCUAACCAACACUCUUACCUUCAGUUUGGUUUCAAAACUCACAUUGAAUAUGUAAAAGCCAAAAAAAAGGAACCAAGGGAAAUCCAAAAUCACCAAACAGAGCAACAAGACCACCCAAAUGCCAAUAAUACUACAACAAGCACUACUAUUAACAAUAGUCACGGUCACGGUCACAGUCGACGUCGUUCAACUGCCAGGACCCUCUCACAAAAUGACAUUGACUUCUCUUUCGAGUCUUCGUCUCAAACUAGUCGGUCGAAUAGUAGCAAUAGCAACAGCAGCACUACACACAGAAAGUCAUCCUUGAAACAUAAUGACCAUCAAUUAAAUGGAAAUAGCAGUUCGGUAAAAGUACCGAAAAGAAAACAGUCGAAACAACAACAUAGAAUUGUGAGCAGCUCAGAUGUUGAAUUAAUGUCCGAGACUGAAGAGCUACUGGAUAUUAGCGACGCUCAAUCAGAAAUUAAAUUAUCGCCACAUCCAUCAUCAGUAGAAGUCCACCAUAUUAAUGGCGAAUGUAUUCAUGAAGAUCGUGACAAAGAAUCCAAUUUUGAUCCGAUUACUAAACAACAUACAGAAGUUAAAAAGCCUAAACCCAAAAGAUCCAGGUCAGCACUCGCAGUUGAGAACAUGACUGUCGAACAGAUGUUGGAAAGAGUACGACGCAUGGCACAAUACGUCGAAAAAUUUGAGAAUGAACACACUUCUCGUCAAAACAUUAAUGGAUCGGUAAGUGACGAAGAAGAGACUUCUGGAAAUACCAAAAAGAAAUCUCGAGAAACCGUUAGUUCCUCGGCGUUACCUGUUUUGAUAACACCAUCGCCAAGUGACCACACAAUGACACCAGAACCAUAUUUCGUGUCUUCACCUCUCGAUUGUGACGUAACAAUGAAUAGUCCUCCGACUACCGAACACUCACCUGAAAAAGAAGGCACGACUUUGAUUGACCAAUGUGAGGAAUUGAGGAAACGAAUUUGUCGAUUCGAGCAAACUUAUGGCGAUCAGAUACAAGCUGACGAUGAACAAAAAAUAAUAAUAUAA
Messenger RNA from Ambispora gerdemannii, 1254 nucleotides. NCBI's taxonomy places the organism in Eukaryota, Fungi, Glomeromycota, Glomeromycetes, Archaeosporales, Ambisporaceae. The record is from the annotation of a GenBank genome assembly.